Molecule: messenger RNA, 426 nt
Organism: Amoebophrya sp. A25
Lineage: Eukaryota; Dinophyceae; Syndiniales; Amoebophryaceae
Source: the annotation of a GenBank genome assembly
CGGUGUAGAGGACCCGGAGGAUGUCAUCCUUUACGACUUGGAGGGAGAAUGGAAAGACCCGGACCCCGAAAUCACAUUGGAAAUGGCCUACAAAAAUCGAGAAAGCAGGGGGUAAUUAAGGACAACUUGCUAUCGUGUUGAUCGAUCAAUAAUUCUUGCAGUUUCAACGUGAAGAUGAUCAUGAUGAAUUAUACCAUUUUUCUGCAGUUCCUCACAGAGGACAGCACGACUGAUUCAUCAGAGAAAGAUGCUGAUUCAAAUGCCGCCCUUUACUAAAACUUCUGCUCAUCGCAUCUCGCACCAGCGUAAAACUUCUACUCACCACCACCAUACCAGCCUCACGGGUCUCAGCCAGCUUGCCCGACAGAAGAAGCGAGCAAAGAUGAUGCAGGGGCACAAGAACCUCAUAGAGAAGAUUCGCGCUAG